AUGAUCCGCGAGACUGACGAAGACGAAGAAAUCAAGGGCGUCGUGACGGAUAACAGCACCAACCCACCACAGUGCAACGGGGUACCUUCGACUGGGGAUGUCGAGGCGCUCACACUGCUGAUGAAUGAGUUGACGAUGGAGGCACGACGACGCGACGAGCCUCGGGCAAAGAUACUACGACUAAAGGUAGCGCAGAGGUAG
Phytophthora nicotianae INRA-310 is the source of this 201-nucleotide messenger RNA. RefSeq lists its product as hypothetical. The transcript has a single exon. The coding region runs from base 1 to 201 and encodes 66 amino acids. The record is from RefSeq and is a predicted model, not a curated record. NCBI's taxonomy places the organism in Eukaryota, Oomycota, Peronosporomycetes, Peronosporales, Peronosporaceae.